AUGGUUGCUGCAUUGCAUGCAAGUAGAAAGGAUCACGAGGAUGUGCACUCCUUCCUUGUGAGAUACGUAUUUACUACGGCGACAAUGCCCGACGAGCAGGCACUAGCUCAACGUCUUCUCAAUGACGUCACUCAUGAACCUCAGAAAAUUAAGGCAGCUUUACUUCAGGAAAAAGAAAUAACUUCUACUGGUGGAGGGUCCUAUAAAUCUAUUCUGACUCAGCAAGAUGUUCAGAUUUUAGCAAUGGUUGCUCCACAAGUGCAACCACUGCAAAAUCCGUUUAAUGAUGCUGCAUUUUAUUUUGGUGACACAGAAUUGAUUUCUGAGGACAUGCAAACAGUUUUAACAGUGAAUGAUGUAAACCAGGAUGACAGUGCUAAUAUGGAUAACCAUCAAACACUUUUGACAAAUAAUUAUAUGGAACAGAAUAGCGAUAAACCUCAUACAAUUACAUCUAAUACAAAAGAUAACCAUCAAACACAUUUAGCAAAUAAUUAUGUGGAACAGAAUAUCGAUAAACCUCAUACAAUUACAUCUAAUACAAAAGGUAUUUGCUUCAUUUUACUUUUCAACAAUGGUACAUUAUGGAAUGAGUUAUUAAUAUAA
Molecule: messenger RNA, 606 nt
Organism: Parnassius apollo (apollo)
Lineage: Eukaryota; Metazoa; Arthropoda; Insecta; Lepidoptera; Papilionidae
Source: the annotation of a GenBank genome assembly